AUGCCAGAGUAUGGAAUAACCCAGAUUGUGAAGUCUGACCUCCAGAACCCGAACCAGAAGAGAUUCAAAUGUGAGAACUGUAAAAUGGCUUUCGGUGACUUCUCGAGAAUCAGGCUUCACAAGAUUGUAGCAGACAACCAGACAUGUAAAUUCUGUUCGAAACGGUGUUGCAGCGUCCUGGACAAAGCGAAGCACUAUAAACAGACUCACCCUAAAAAAUCCACCGUUCAAUCCAGUCUCCUCUUUUUGGAGUCUCCUCUUUUUGCCUUCAAGGAGUCGGAACACAUCUGCAUUCCCCACGACGAACUGUGUCUGCGAGACAGAGCCUGUCUUCUUUGCAAAGAGGUGCUUCCAACCAAAACGGAACUAACUGGAAACUAUCGAGAAACGCACAGAAGGAAUUCUGGGAAUGGUUACAAAUGCGUGUUGUGCUCACACAAUUCUCUCACUUACGUCGCUUUCUCGAAACAUGUGCGAACCAUACAUCAGUGCUUCUUCGUCGCCGAUAUGCCAGAGUAUAGAAUAACCCAGAUUGUGAAGUCUGGCCUCCAGAACCCGAACCAGAAGAGAUUCAAUUUCUCCUCUUUUUGGAGUCUCCUCUUUGCCUUCAAGGAGUCGGAACACAUCUGCAUUCCCCACGACGAACUGUGUCUGCGAGACAGAGCCUGUCUUCUUUGCAAAGAGGUGCUUCCAACCAAAACGGAACUAACUGGAAACUAUCGAGAAACGCACAGAAGCAAUUCUGGGAAUGGUUACAAAUGCGUGUUGUGCUCACACAAUUCUCUCACUUACGUCGCUUUCUCGAAACACGUGCGAACCAUACAUCAGUGCUUUUUCGUCGCCGAUAUGCCAGAGUAUGGAAUAACGCAGAUUGUGAAGUCUGGCCUCCAGAACCCAAACCAGAAGAGAUUCUAUUGUUUAGAAGAAAUGAAGUUGAACGAGCAGAUGAUUAAGUUCACGGCGCAAAAACCGGAGUCGGAGGACGUCUGCAUUCCCCACGACGAACUGUGUCGGCGAGACAGAGCCUGUCUUCUUUGCAAAGAGGUGCUUCCAACCAAAACGGAACCAACUGGACACUAUCGAGGAACGCACAGAAGCAAUUCUGGAAAUGGUUACAAAUGCGUGUUGUGCUCACACAAUUCUCUCAAUUACGUCGCUUUCUCGAAACACGUGCGAACCAUACAUCAGUGCUUCUUCGUCGCCGAUAUGCCAGAGUAUGGAAUAACCCAGAUUGUGAAGUCUGACCUCAAGAACCCGAACCAGAAGAGAUUCAAUUGUGAGAACUGUAAAAUGGCUUUCGGUGACUUCUCGAGAAUCAGCCUUCACAAGAUUGUAGCAGACAACCAUACAUGUAAAAUCUGUUCGAAACGGUGUUGCAGCGUCCUGGACAAAGCGAAGCACUAUAAAAAGAAUCACCCUAGUGAGUUUCCCAAGUUGAAGGGCACGCAACCUGUAUAUCUCUGUAAGGCUUGUAAAAAGUCAUACAAGAGUCUGAAAAAUUACCAGUGUCAUUUUGCCUUACAUUAUACCAACAUGAAUACUUGUUGCUACUGUAGCGAACUGUUGCAUAAUGACGAAGAGCUGGACUCUCAUAUUCAAGAAGAACAUAUCGCAAGCUGA
Messenger RNA from Symsagittifera roscoffensis, 1620 nucleotides. RefSeq names its product zinc finger and BTB domain-containing protein 41-like. Bases 1 to 1620 code for a protein of 539 amino acids. The record is from RefSeq and is a predicted model, not a curated record. NCBI's taxonomy places the organism in Eukaryota, Metazoa, Xenacoelomorpha, Acoela, Convolutidae. The transcript has 5 exons.